AUGCGCUUCAAGGCAUCAAUACAGAAUAUCUCCACAUUUACAAAGCUCACAGCGUCCCUCAAUUCUCUUGGUCCUCUGGCCUGGGUGAAGCUCAGCGACGACCAAGUAUGCUUCACGAUUAUCCCAGAACAGGGCACACAGGUGUGGGCUGUUCUUUCCAUUGAUACGAUAUUCGAGACAUAUACAGUCCAGUCUGCCGCGAACAAUGUGAUAAACCUCGAGGUGCCCCUUACCUCACUGAAUCGCGCUCUCAAAUCAGCCACAAAUGCUACGUCUGCCCAGAUACGCCUGACGAAGAAGGACAAUAUGCCAUUGCUUGCUCUCACUAUCGUCACAGCCUCCUCUUCGAAUUCGUAUAGCGCUUUCCCCACAACAAGCUCCGGAAUCGAUGGAGGAUUCGGUGCAACACCCUCGGAGGAGUUUGGUGCAAACAAUCGAGAAACAAUCAUUACGCAAGAAAUCCCUGUGAGGGUGUUGGCACCAGAUACUGUGGCUGGACUACACGAGCCUCAAUGUCGAGAGCCUGAUGUACACAUCAUCCUACCACCUUUAUUGCAAUUAAAGAGCGUUAGCGAUAGGUUCACCAAGCUCGCCUUGGUCGGAGCCAAGUCUGGCCCUGGAACAGUUACCUCGAGGACAAGGCUCGAGAUGGCUGCUAACAUGCACGGAUGCCUCAAGAUGGCUAUGAAGACUGACUCGAUGAACAUAUCAUCAGUAUGGACCGAUUUGAGCAAUCCCGAGUUGGAUCCCAGUCAAGUGGCUGGUGGAGAAAUAGGCAUUUCUGAGCACCCUAGCACCCGUAUGAAAGAACUAGGAACGGCCGACGGGCGCAGCGAAGAGGGUUGGGCAACAGUUCGAAUUGAUGCUAGGGAUUGGGGCAAGGUUAUGAGCGUGGGACGGUUAGGUGGGAGGGUGAUCGCGUGUUUCUGCGAUGAACACGCCUUAAUUCUUUACGUUUAUUUACCUAGCGAUAAUGGCGAAGACGAAUCCGUAUUGACAUACUAUGUUAGCUCAUACAGCGCAUGA
Messenger RNA from Aaosphaeria arxii CBS 175.79, 1026 nucleotides. Its product is annotated as Hus1-like protein. Gene Ontology annotation, biological process: telomere maintenance; nucleotide-excision repair; mitotic intra-S DNA damage checkpoint signaling. Gene Ontology annotation, cellular component: checkpoint clamp complex; site of double-strand break; nucleolus. NCBI's taxonomy places the organism in Eukaryota, Fungi, Ascomycota, Dothideomycetes, Pleosporales. The record is from RefSeq and is a predicted model, not a curated record. Bases 1 to 1026 code for a protein of 341 amino acids. The transcript has 6 exons.